Molecule: messenger RNA, 861 nt
Organism: Sinocyclocheilus anshuiensis
Lineage: Eukaryota; Metazoa; Chordata; Actinopteri; Cypriniformes; Cyprinidae
Product: serum paraoxonase/arylesterase 2-like
Exons: 5
Coding region: 178-861 (227 amino acids)
Molecular function (GO): arylesterase activity
Source: RefSeq, a predicted model, not a curated record
UGCAGCUUGGUCCUAUCGUAUUUAUAUAACGAUGACCUGCGAUUACUGUUGCCUGAAUACAAAAAAUUUUUUAUUUGACUGCACGUUGUUCUGAUCUUUGCUGCUACUUACUGACAUGAUAGUUGGUGUUUACAUAAUUACUGCACAUGACAAUAAUCAUAGCAAUAUUUAUUAUAUAUGUCGUUUUGUCUUCUCCACAGGCAUUUAUCACUUUCUUACAGAGAACUUACCCAGAACUACCUUCCUAACUGUCUCCAUAUAGAGGGCAUACAAUAUGGGGCUGAAGAUAUCACCAUACUUAAAGAUGGAUUGGCCUUUCUGAGCACUGGCUUGAAAUAUCCAGGUUUACCAUCCUAUUCAGAUGACCCUGGAAAGAUUUAUACCCUGAAUCUGUUCAAUUCUGAUCUGAAAAUUAAAGCACUGAACAUCAAGGGAGACUUUGACAAAGACUCUUUUAAUCUACAUGGAAUCAGUGUGUACACGGAUGAAAAAGAUGGUGCCGUAUACCUGUUUGUUGUUAAUCACCCUCAAGCCAACAGUCAAGUGGAGAUUUUCCGAUUUGUUGAGGAUGAAAAUGCUCUUCAAUACAUCAGUACCAUCAGGCAUGAACUCCUGCACAAUGUAAAUGAUAUAGUAGCUGUGGGGACCGAAAGCUUUUAUGCCACCAAUGACCAUUACUUCACUAAUGAGAUUCUCAAGUUUGUGGAGCCGUUUCUGUCUUUGCCCAGGUGUAACAUUGUCUACUACAGCCCUCAGACUGUGCAGGUUGUGGCAGGGGAUUUCUUGAUUGCCAACGGCGUAAACAUCUCCCACGACAAAAGGCAAGUUUCAGAAAAAAAUAUCAAGAUUUGCACAGCAUAA